Molecule: messenger RNA, 1107 nt
Organism: Chrysochloris asiatica (Cape golden mole)
Lineage: Eukaryota; Metazoa; Chordata; Mammalia; Afrosoricida; Chrysochloridae
Gene: GMPPB
Product: GDP-mannose pyrophosphorylase B
Exons: 9
Coding region: 1-1083 (360 amino acids)
Biological process (GO): cell wall mannoprotein biosynthetic process; GDP-mannose biosynthetic process
Cellular component (GO): cytoplasm
Molecular function (GO): GTP binding; mannose-1-phosphate guanylyltransferase (GTP) activity
Source: RefSeq, a predicted model, not a curated record
AUGAAGGCACUGAUUUUGGUUGGCGGCUAUGGGACGCGGCUCAGGCCGCUAACGCUGAGCAUUCCGAAACCACUGGUGGACUUCUGCAACAAGCCCAUCUUGCUGCACCAAGUGGAGGCUCUGGCCGCGGCAGGCGUGGACCACGUGAUCCUAGCCGUGAGCUACAUGUCUCAGGUGUUAGAAAAGGAAAUGAAAGCGCAGGAGCAGAAGUUAGGAAUUCGCAUUUCCAUGUCUCAUGAAGAGGAGCCUUUGGGAACAGCUGGGCCCCUGGCAUUGGCCCGUGAAUUGCUGUCUGAGACUGAAGACCCUUUCUUCGUACUCAACAGUGAUGUUAUCUGUGAUUUCCCCUUCCAAGCCAUGGUGCAGUUCCACCGGCAUCAUGGCCAGGAGGGUUCCAUUGUGGUGACCAAAGUGGAGGAGCCCUCCAAGUACGGUGUGGUGGUGUGUGAGGCUGACACAGGCCGCAUUCACCGGUUCGUGGAGAAGCCACAGGUGUUUGUGUCCAACAAGAUCAACGCAGGCAUGUACAUUCUGAGCCCUUCAGUGUUGCGGCGCAUCCAGCUGCAACCCACAUCCAUUGAGAAGGAGGUCUUUCCCAUUAUGGCCAAAGAGGGACAGCUGUUUGCCAUGGAACUGCAGGGUUUCUGGAUGGACAUUGGGCAGCCCAAGGAUUUCCUCACUGGCAUGUGCUUAUUCCUGCAGUCAUUGCGACAAAAGCAGCCUGAGAGGCUCUGCUCAGGCCCUGGCAUUGUGGGCAACGUUCUUGUGGACCCAAGUGCCUGCAUUGGCCAGAACUGCAGCAUUGGCCCCAACGUGAGCUUGGGUCCUGGUGUGGUGGUGGAGGAUGGUGUGUGUAUUCGGCGGUGCACAGUGCUUCGGGAUGCCCACAUCCGCUCCCACUCCUGGCUCGAGUCCUGUAUUGUGGGCUGGCGCAGCCGUGUGGGCCAGUGGGUACGCAUGGAGAAUGUGACAGUGCUGGGUGAGGACGUCAUAGUUAACGACGAGCUCUACCUCAAUGGGGCCAACGUACUGCCCCACAAGUCUAUCGGCGAGUCAGUGCCGGAGCCUCGCAUCAUUAUGUGAGGGUGUACUUUGGGGCUGGUGGAG